Messenger RNA from Glycine soja, 1928 nucleotides. RefSeq names its product sn1-specific diacylglycerol lipase beta-like. Gene Ontology annotation, biological process: lipid metabolic process. Lineage: Eukaryota; Viridiplantae; Streptophyta; Magnoliopsida; Fabales; Fabaceae. Bases 145 to 1392 code for a protein of 415 amino acids. The transcript has 7 exons. The record is from RefSeq and is a predicted model, not a curated record.
AACCAAGCUUUUCUCCAUCGUUUUCCUAUAUAAGAUCACAGUCUCCUUGGAGCUCAAGACACCAACGUCAACGAAAUAUUCUAUAUAUCUACUUUCUUUCUUCCAUUUAAUUUCCCGAUCGAGCUUCCUUCUUGUUCGCAAUUAAUGGCUAGUAAGAUUGAAAAGAAAGCCCCGAGGGUUGAACGGAGGCAUAUUGAGGCGCCCAAAAAUUUGAUGGAGGUAGUCUUCAUAUUAGUCGAUGCCAUAACGUCGCUUGGUUACACCGAGAGACGGCAAGUCUCCAACUUGCCCAGAGCCAUCGCUUCCGCUGUGUUGGACAAGGGUAAGAAAACAGUUGCAAGAGAAUGCGGUGAAAGAAGUGAUUGUGUACAACUCAAGUCCCCCGAAGUUAUAAAGGAGUUAUAUGAGAUAAAGAAAUUGCUGACACGGACCAUGCUUUUCAGCAGCAGAAAACGGUUUCUUGGGUUUUUGUUUGCUGCUGGAUUCGACCAGAAGGAUGUCCUCCUAAGAAAGAGAACAGCUCGGAUUCUAAGGCCCGCUUUCACAGUGAUACGUGAUAUAGAAUCAAAAAGUUUGCUGGUGUUUAUUCGGGGAACUCGUAGCCUAAAAGACACGCUUACAGAUGCACUUUGUGCUCCCGUAUCCUUCGAGCAUAACAAUAUGGUUUCAGGACAUGCACACCGUGGUAUGGUUGCUGCAGCUUCUUGGAUUCUAAAGCACUGCACUCCUGUACUACUUAAUGCUCUUCAUCAAUAUCCACACUUCAAAAUCAAGAUUGUUGGGCACUCGCUUGGGGGUGGUACUGCUGCACUGCUGACAUAUAAGCUUAGAGAAAUGCAACAAUUCUCUUCAAGCACUUGUGUCACGUUUGGCCCAGCUGCCUGCAUGACAUUAGAGUUAGCCGAAUUUGGGAAGCCAUUUAUCAUUUCCAUUAUAAAUGGUUAUGACAUAGUGCCUACAUUGUCAGCUUCUUCUGUUCAUGAUUUCGUUUCUGAGGGUCGCGAUCGGAAUAAUGAUCAAAUCAUUCCAAUUGCCAAAGCCAUUGCAAAACAUGCAGUAACCCACUGCACCGAGGGUGUGAAGAAGUACCAACACAGAACUCACGCGUUGCUUCCAUGGCACCGACGUGAGAAUAAAUUAGAUAACAUGGCUGAAUUAGCUUCUGGAUCAUCUCAUGAGACAAAUUUUGAAUCUCUCUUGACUGAAGAGCAAUUAAUCAUGGAGUCUAUGUCAGAUGAUGAGGAAUAUAAUUCUUCUAGUGAAGGAUCUGAUGUUGAUGACGACGAAGAUCAAUUGUGGAAUCAAGUGGGGAAGCUUAAACUAGGAAAAGAAGCAGCCACAACCAAAAACAUAGCUGGAGAAGAGAGUGAUUGUCGAGUCAACGUCAGGUAGACGUCAUCUUUAUCCUCCAGGAAGGAUCAUGCAUAUAGUCCCUACUGCACAUUUGUCUGAAAAUAUUCCUAAUUCAAACCACAAUGGUUCUGAUGAGAAACAUGUCUACCUAUAUGAAACGCCUAGAGAUCUGUAUGGAAAGCUCAGACUUUCUAGAGGGAUGAUACUUGAUCAUAUGACGAACCAGUAUCUGAAGAUGUUACAACAAUUAAUCAAUCAACUAGAGAAAGACAGCUUCAAAUAUCGUGGUGGAUGAGCCAAGGAAUAGCAGAUGAAAAAAUAAUUGGUACUAAUUGGAUCAUGGAGCUAGCCCUAAAGAAUUAAAAUUGGACCUCUUGGUUCUGAUUUUUGAGAUUGUUGUGUGUAUAUUAGGAUUGUAAUUGUUGAAUGGAUCACAUAGGUUUUUAGGAGUGUCUUCAGAAUUUAGGAUGAUGUUAAUUGUGCUAAGCAUAAGGGGUGUAUUUGUUGCUUCUGGGCUCUCUAUUAAAAUAAAAUUUUUAAAAGAAUUUAUGACAAAAUAAUUUUGUUUUGUCUUU